UCUGUGGCUGUCGCCGUUGCGGGCCCUGCGCCACGCCCACGAGGAAGAGCUCACGGCGCUCGGCGGCGCCGGCGGCGACAAGACGGCGGCAACGACGCGCCUCGCCGAGCUCAACGUCGAGGCCGGCAUCCGCGUGCUGAUGGCCAACCCGGUGAUCCAGGACGCCGUCGCCGAGCGCGGCCUCCAGGUUCACGGCACCCUGUUCGACAUCGCGAGCGGCCGCAUCCGUGACCUCGGCCUCGGCACGAACAAGGGCAAAGGCCUUCGCAGCGGCCACAGCGUGGGCAGCGAUGGCGAGGUCGUAAGAGGGCGGUACGCGACCCUAGUCUUCCAGACGGACGGGGCGGCGGGCAUGCAGGUCUGCUAGGCCAGCUGCCUCAUCCUCUAAAAGAUUGGAUUGAUUUCUCGUUUUUUUUUUCCGGUUGGGUCGUCUCAUCUCUGAUCACCUCUUUUUUUGCUUCUUCCGGCGCGCGAGCGGCGUGUGGUCCUCAUUCUUCUUGUUUUGUGAAAAGCAAAAGACAAAAGCAGCGGGGUUGAAGGUGUUCCUGGUUUUCGGAGUCGCGUCUGAACCUGGCGAUACUGCCUACGAGCAAAUUGGCGAUCAUCUAUCGGUACUCACGGCACGAUUCACGAUGGAAGUAGGGAGCGGGCGGACGAGCGAGCGGAAUUUGCUUGGCGGGAUCGGCUCUGGAUUAUAUACCUAAUCGAUGGUCCUUUUAUCUUUUUUUCUUUCUUUCCCGGGCGGCGUUGAUAGAGUCGAGUGCGGAACGGACGGGUCGGGUGGAACGGGACGGAGGGAGAGGAAUCCGAACGGAAUUCCGCCUGGUGACUGGGGAAGUCUACCUCCGAAGGGUGAGGCUCACGGGUACUCACUAUGGGAUCGGCUAAGUCAGCUGGUCGGGGUCGGUCGGGCCGGCGAUGCCUACCCACGGUAUGAGAAUAGGGCAGCUGGCUGUGGCUCGUAUAUAUACGUGUGUAUAUAUAAUACGCGUUGAGCACCGGAGAGGUGGUUGGCUGAACGGGCGAUUAAGCUGGAUUGGUAUAUAUCUAUAUAUACUCACACGCCGCCUUCUGCAAAGAGGCUGCGUACCGAAUAAAAGUACAGGGAAUGCCUGCAGAGAAGAACCACGGGGCCGAGCUGUGUAGUAUGGGUGCUGUAGUAUGUGGUUGUGAUAUGUGGUCGUGGAAUAUUCAUGUUGUUGAAAAAGGAUAGUUUCUCGUCGGACCCUCGGAGCUAAUACGGGCUUACAGUGCCCCUCCUCCCUCUGUUACCUAGGCCAGGUAAGCUCCUCUCUUACUACCUAGACACCCAAGGUGGUAUCCUAGGUACCUCUUCUAGUCCUGUGGGCGAGCCCUAACCGCCGUGUAGAGAUGCUUGCAUUAUAUCGACUCGGGCACGUUCGAAUCUCUCAGGUGGUUUAAACACGCUGUAACCUGCCUGAUCGUGUCGGCAUCCUGGAAUAUCUCUCCCCGCGGAGUCGUACUGAGAGGACAACUGGUUUACUCUCCUCUGGAGCCUUACGUCAUCUCCGCCGUGGCGGGGUAGCUGUGGACCAGGUCACCCUUGAGGUACCUACACUCCAGGCGGUGGCCCCCCUAACAGCCUGGGCGAUGUAGGUACAACCGCUCCGUAGCCUUGGGGCCCUCGGGCGACGCCUUGAGGGAAAUAAGUAGGCUGGGCACCUACAAAUAGGAGGCACAGGUAG
Molecule: messenger RNA, 1706 nt
Organism: Durotheca rogersii
Lineage: Eukaryota; Fungi; Ascomycota; Sordariomycetes; Xylariales; Xylariaceae
Exons: 1
Coding region: 708-995 (95 amino acids)
Source: RefSeq, a predicted model, not a curated record